This is a messenger RNA of Insectozyma verbasci, 1455 nucleotides long. NCBI's taxonomy places the organism in Eukaryota, Fungi, Ascomycota, Pichiomycetes, Serinales, Debaryomycetaceae. The record is from the annotation of a GenBank genome assembly.
AUGGAACUUAUAGAAGCUCAAAGAGCAGCAUUAGAAGAGUUAGAUUUAAUAGAAUACAAUAUUGCACAAAGACUUAGUAGAUUUCCAUAUUUAUUAAAUGGUCAAUCUGAUAGUAAAAUCACUAAUAAAUUAAAAUUGUUGCAACAACAUGAAUUGAAAUUUUUCAUUAAUCAUUAUAACCAAACUUUAAAAUCAUUACAAGAUUGUAUAAACAAAGAGUCAUCAAUUUUUAAUUUGGAAUUUGAUCUGCUACAAGAUAAAGAUAAUGAUUAUACUCAAUUUGAUAAAUUAAUUAUGAAAAUUCCAAUUGAAAAUGAAAUCAAUUCAAAUUUAUCAGCAUUAUAUCAACCUUAUUCAUCAAAUAAAGAUAUAACUAAAUAUAAAAUUGGUAAAAAAAAUGGGUCUGAAAAAACUCUUGUUAAAAGAAAGUAUUUAUUAAGUUCAAUAUCAUCGCAUCUUUAUUCAGAACUUGAUGAUGAGUUUGAAUAUUUGGAUUUAAAACCAUUUUAUGACCGAUAUGUAUCAAUUACAAAACGGGAAAUGUCUUUUAUUGAAUACUUGUACAACUUCUAUGAUAACUCACAAUUUGAAAUUGAGAAUAAAGUAAAUUAUUUGAAUUAUUUAAAGGAUUUAUCAGAGUAUCUUGUUGAACGUUUGAAAGUUUUACAACCCUUGAAAAACACUAAAGAAGUAUUGAAGUCUUUUCAAACUAACUAUAGUGGAAGUAAUACCAAUGGACAACAGAAUGAAAAAGGUGAAGUUUUUUGUAAAGCUUGUAAUAAAUGGUUUACUAAGAGUUCAGUUUAUCAAGGUCAUCUACAAGGUAAAAAACAUAUGAAAAAUUUACAGGAUCAAAAUAGUAAACCAGAAUAUUAUGAAAGUUUGAUAUCUUGUUUGACAAAGGAACUAAAAACAAACAUUGAAUUUACCAUAUCACAUUACGAAAAAUCUAAAAAUCAAUCAGAAAGAGAAAAAGCAUUAGAAAUUGAACUGCAAAAAGCAAUAGAGGAAGAAUUUACAUCAAUUGAGGAUGAUUCUGAUUCAGAAGAAGUUUACGAAUCUGAUGAUGAUGAUGAUAAUUUUAAACAUUUACCACUUGGUAAUGAUGGUACUCCUAUACCAUUUUGGUUAUAUAAAUUACAAGGAUUAAAUAAAGUUUAUAAUUGUGAAGUUUGUGGUAACAUGAAUUAUAGAGGUAUGAAAAAUUUUGAAAUGCAUUUCAAUUUACCAAAACAUCAAAAUGGUCUUAAAUUACUUGGAGUAAAAGAUGAAUAUAUUCAUCUUUUUAAAAAUAUAAGUGAAAUUGAAGAAGUUGAAGGGUUAUGGAGUAAAAUUUCAAAAGAUAAUAAAACCAAGAAAUUUAAACAAGAAAGUAUAGUUGAAGUUGAAGAUAAAGAUGGUAACGUUAUGAGUGAAAAGGAUUAUAUAGAUUUAAAAAAACAAGGAUUAAUUUGA